Cuscuta epithymum is the source of this 2101-nucleotide messenger RNA. The record is from the annotation of a GenBank genome assembly. NCBI's taxonomy places the organism in Eukaryota, Viridiplantae, Streptophyta, Magnoliopsida, Solanales, Convolvulaceae.
UAGAACAAUAACAUAUUUACCACUGAUUUAAAGAGAUUAAAUUAAAAGUUGUAUCCAAUUAAAAGUUAUAACAUCCUUGUUUUACCACACAAAAGAGUAAAAAGAUAAAAAAAAAAAAAAAAGAUAAGCUACCAGCUUGCACGGUUUACCCUACAGUCCUAUUCAAGUUCUGCCACCUUUACGGACGGAGGAGUGUUCAUUACACAAGUCAGAGCCUCUCCAUCUCUCACCCUUAAAAUCUCUUCCAUCCUGCACUCUGUAGUAUACUGGCUCUUCCAACCAUGGACGGUUUCAGCUUACUCAAGUUCUGGCGCAAUGGCGGUACUGUCGGUGGAAUUAGCAGAAUCCUCACCCGAGACGGCUGCGCCACUGCUCCUCCCACCGGCACCACUACCAUCCUCACCGCCGUGACUCCUCUUUUAUCCGACCCCGAUUCGGACUCUGACUCAGACGGUCCCUUCAUCGACUUGGAAUUCACUUCCGCUCCGGAAGACGAACAUGGACGAAUCAGUGGUCGUGGAAAUGACGACGGCGAAGAUUCCGAGCAGGUUAAGCGUAAUGAACAACAUGCAGCUGAAGAAGUCGACGGGAGCGAGUCCGACGAUUCGUCGUACAAUGAGAAUGAAGAAGGCGAGCUAAAUUUGACUUUCUCUACGUCCUCCGGCUCGAGCGUUGACCGUACGGAUCCGUACGGAUACCUUUCUUCCUCAGAUGACCUUUUCUGUAAAGGCGGUGACCUUUUUCCGGUGAACGAUUCGGAAACCAAUUCGAAAUUCCAGGCGUCUCUGGUGAAAACGGCAACCAAAUUCAGAGUCCUAAUGUUGAAAUUGAAGAAGGCGAAGGCCACAAAUGCCGAACAGAAAGCCGAGAAAUCACAGCCCGAAGGAUCAAAUCCAGCGAAACCAAGGCCGAGUCAAAAACAAAUUAAAGCUGAGAAUGAAAAAGAUGAGAGUCAAAUUCGGACGGAGAAGAGCUCUUUGACGGUGAGAUUCAAGGUUGAAGAACUGAAUAUCAUUAAAUCUCUAUUUAUUAGGGAUACCGCUUCGAAAAACGGCAACAAUGGUGAUGGAUAUUCGCAUUCAAAUGUCGAACCGAGUUCGAGCCCUAGCUCAUUUCCAGACGAGAAGAAAUUUUCCAAAGACAUGAUGAUGGAAAAAUACUUGAAAAUGGUAAAGCCGUUGUACGUCCGUGUCUCGAGGCGUUACGGCGAGAAGUUGAGGUUUUCAGGACAGCUGAGUUUGUCCGGCGGAGGAGGAAUAAAGGCAGCUCCAGUUGCACCGCCGCCGCAGUCUACGGCGGAGAAGGUGCUGAGAGGCGAAACUGCACCGGCGGUAGAAGUAGCUGAGAACGCGUCGGUAUUGAGUAACGCCAAGAGUGUGAAGCAGGGGAGCCUACCGGCGGGGCUGCGAGUUGUCCGGAAACAUUUAGUCAAAAGCCGGUCAGCGCCGCCAGCGGCGGUUGUGUCCGGUCAAGUGUCAUCGCGGAGGCGUGACGACUCGCUUUUACAACAAGAAGACGGAAUUCAAGGCGCCAUUUUACACUGCAAAAGGUCAUUCAACUCAACCCGAGACUCAAAUUUGCGCGUUUUAUCUCGGUCAACGAGCGAAGCAUCUCAAGGAAACCCCGUGAACUUGCCGUGUGAUGAAAUUGGACCCGUAUCCCAAACGGGUUAAUUGUCGAUUUCUGAGGUUUCAUAGUAGUUAGUUAAUUAAGAAAUAAAUUGCGUAGUCUGUAGUAAUAGUAAUUAUGGGUAUAAUAUUAACAUUAAUAAUUAGGAAAAUAUAUUAUUGCUUCUUCUCCCAGCCAGAAGAAUCGAACCUUUGACUAAGUCAAUGGUAUUUUGCUAGCGAUAUCAUUCGUUGAUCCGAGAGAUUCUCAGGCCUGAUUUGGAAUGGGAUGAGAGACUGGUGAGGAGUGAGUUGUCAAUUAUGUGUGAUGGUUUUAGCCUUUUACCCAUGUAAAGUACGGAGUAAAAGAAAGGCGUCCCUUUUUACAGUUGUGGAUAAUUUCAGGCAAUUGUGAUGUGCUUUCACUUCCGUUCUCCAUACGGUAACUCUAUGCUUCAGCUAAUCUUCAGCAUUGAAGUCUUCAUACAUUGACG